Protopolystoma xenopodis is the source of this 195-nucleotide messenger RNA. NCBI's taxonomy places the organism in Eukaryota, Metazoa, Platyhelminthes, Monogenea, Polystomatidea, Polystomatidae. The record is from the annotation of a GenBank genome assembly.
GUAGGAGAAGGUGAAAAAAUGGUGCGCGCUCUGUUUGCUGUCGCCAGAAUUCAUCAACCAGCAGUAAUUUUCAUCGAUGAAAUUGACUCUCUUUUGACUCAGCGCUCUGAAACGGAACACGAGUCGAGCAGACGAAUAAAGACAGAAUUCUUAGUUCAAUUGGUGCGCAUCUAUACUUUUGAUCGCAUAUUUUAA